Cyclopterus lumpus (lumpfish) is the source of this 1297-nucleotide messenger RNA. Its product is annotated as stomatin-like protein 2, mitochondrial. The transcript is spliced from 10 exons. Lineage: Eukaryota; Metazoa; Chordata; Actinopteri; Perciformes; Cyclopteridae. Gene Ontology annotation, cellular component: membrane. The record is from RefSeq and is a predicted model, not a curated record. The coding region runs from base 125 to 1141 and encodes 338 amino acids.
AGCCACUAGGGGGCGAUGUCGCACUGACAUUUGAGUGCUCACGCCGUUGAUGGAGACAGUCCUGGUUUUAACGCCUUAACAUUCCUGUAACCUUGUAUAUCAUUGACCUGCUUUUAUUUAAAGCAUGUUACGGACACUGUGUCAGGCCGGCGGCGCCGUCUUUAAGAACUCCCAGCGGACGGUACCCAGACUGUGGCCGACUCCAGUCCAACAACGAUGGGCCUCCCGCUUACCCAUGAACACUGUGGUGCUGUUUGUGCCGCAGCAGGAGGCCUGGGUGGUCCAGAGGAUGGGUCGAUUUCACCGCAUCUUGGAGCCGGGACUGAACUUCCUCAUUCCCAUACUCGACCAAGUUCGUUAUGUGCAAAGCCUGAAAGAGAUUGUUAUUGACAUUCCAGAGCAGUCGGCUGUGUCCCAAGAUAACGUGACUCUGCAAAUUGACGGAGUCCUUUUUUUGAGAAUCUUAGAUCCUUUUAAGGCCAGUUAUGGCGUCGAGGAUCCAGAAUAUGCUGUGACUCAACUCGCUCAAACCACAAUGCGUUCAGAACUGGGCAAACUCACGCUGGAUAAAGUAUUCAGGGAAAGGGAGUCUCUUAACUCCAACAUGGUCCACUCCAUCAACCAGGCGUCCGACGAUUGGGGAAUCCGCUGCCUGCGUUAUGAAAUCAAAGAUAUCCAAGUUCCUCCUCGCGUUAAAGACUCAAUGCAGAUGCAGGUGGAGGCCGAGCGCAAGAAGAGAGCCACAGUGCUGGAGUCCGAAGGGACGCGAGAAGCAGACAUCAACAUCGCAGAGGGUCGCAAACAAUCCCAAAUCCUCGCCUCGGAGGGAGAGAAGGCCGAGCAGAUAAACAAAGCAGCCGGUGAGGCCCAAGCUGUGUUAGCCAAAGCAGAAGCCAAAUCCAAGGCCAUUCGUUUGCUGUCGGAUGCUCUGGCUGAACAGAACGGAAGUGCGGCGGCCUCCCUGAGUGUUGCCGAACAGUACGUCUCCGCCUUCUCCAACCUCGCCAAAGAGUCCAACACUGUGCUUCUGCCCUCCAACACCGGUGACGUCAGUGGAAUGGUCACACAGGCCAUGAGCAUUUACAGCAGGCUGGCUCAACCGAGGCCAAAGGUUGAGAGCGUGAAGCUGGAGAAGGAGUGAAGAGCCUCAACCCGCUGUUUUGAUGUGCUCUAUCUUCGGCGCACAGGAUGUCGUUGACAGAGGGAACGCUGGGGAAAGAGAAACAUCACUUGUGUGCUGCAUUUCCUUUCAAUGGAUGUGCAAUUAUGUAGUAAAUCAAAUAUAUUUUUGAAAGAA